This is a messenger RNA of Cuscuta europaea, 766 nucleotides long. Lineage: Eukaryota; Viridiplantae; Streptophyta; Magnoliopsida; Solanales; Convolvulaceae. The record is from the annotation of a GenBank genome assembly.
GUUGGAUGUGUGGGCAUACUAGGAAGGACCGCGUGAGGAAUGAGACAAUCAGACAAAGGGUGGGAGUAGCACCUAUUGAAGACAAGAUGCGGGAGUCGCGCCUACGGUGGUUUGGUCAUGUGCGUAGAAGACCGAGUGAUGCACCUGUUAGGCGAGUUGAGAUGUGUGGAGAAGAGGCAGGGAAGAGAGGGAGAGGAAGACCCAAACAGACGUGGGUUAGGGGAGUUCGAAGUGAUAUGCUUCUUCUGGGGUUGGAUGUAGGCAUGACUUUGGAGAGAACUAAGUGGAGGGCGGGUAUUCACGUGAAGGAGUGAUCUUGAUAAUCUUUUUCCCUCAUCUCUUUUUUUUCCCUACUUUUUUUUAUCCUUAUAUAUAUAAGCAUUAUUUGCAGCCUUUUUAUUUUAUCAUUUUUAUAUAUAUUCAUCUUUUUUUAUAUUAUCUUUUCAUAAUAGCUUAUCUUUUUAUCUUUAUUCCUUCUUUUCCUUUUGGUUGUGAUAUCAUGUAUCGAUUCAUGUUAGCCGACCCCGAUAUCUUUUGGGACUAAGGCUUGGAUGUUGUUGUUGUUGUUGUUGUUGUAUUUUAUCCAUAGACACUUUUUUUAUUCCAUUUUCUAUCCUUUUAUUCUAAUUUCCUUCCCAAAUACAUUUUUAUGUGAUUUUCUUUUUUUCCCGUAUUUUUAUUUCGUUUCUCUUUUUAUGUUUCUCUUUUUAGUGAUUCUCUUUUUAUUAAAAAUCUUUUUCUCAUUCUACUUUUUGUUAUACAUUCU